Erinaceus europaeus (western European hedgehog) is the source of this 738-nucleotide messenger RNA. RefSeq names its product GrpE like 1, mitochondrial (gene GRPEL1). Gene Ontology annotation, biological process: protein folding; protein import into mitochondrial matrix. The coding region runs from base 42 to 710 and encodes 222 amino acids. Lineage: Eukaryota; Metazoa; Chordata; Mammalia; Eulipotyphla; Erinaceidae. The transcript has 3 exons. The record is from RefSeq and is a predicted model, not a curated record. Gene Ontology annotation, cellular component: PAM complex, Tim23 associated import motor. Gene Ontology annotation, molecular function: adenyl-nucleotide exchange factor activity; protein homodimerization activity; protein-folding chaperone binding.
GAUUGGUCCGCAGGCCAAGGGGGCGGGGCGAGGCCCCGCGCAUGCCCGCAGCGUGCGGGACGCGGGCGGCAGUCAUGGCUGCGCGGUGUGUGGGGCUGGCUCGGCGCGGCCUCCCGGCGUUGGCGCUGAGGCUCAGGCCCGCGCCGCGCCGGCUGUGCACGGCCGCGAAGCAGAAGGACGAGGACGCCGCGCCCGCCGAGCACAAGGCGCCGCCGCCCGCCGCCGAGAAGCCGGCGCUGGAGGAGCAGCUGAGGCUGGAGGAGCAGCUGCGGGCGACCACGGAGAAGUACAAGAGGGCGCUGGCCGACGCCGAGAACCUGCGGCAGCGGAGCCACAAGCUGGUGGAGGAGGCGAAGCUCUACGGCAUCCAGGCCUUCUGCAAGGACCUGCUGGAGGUGGCCGACGUGCUGGAGAAGGCCACGCGCUGCGUGCCCCGCGAGGAGCUGCGCGACGACAACCCGCACCUCAAGAGCCUCUACGAGGGGCUGGUGAUGACGCAGCUGCAGAUCCAGAAGGUCUUCUCCAAGCACGGCCUGCGCCGCCUCGACCCGCUGGGCGCCAAGUUCGACCCCUACGAGCACGAGGCGCUCUUCCACGCGCCGGCCGAGGGCCGCCCGCCGGGCACCGUGGCGCUGGUCAGCAAGGCGGGCUACAAGCUGCACGGCCGCACGCUGCGGCCCGCCCUGGUGGGGGUGGUGAAGGCCGCCUAGCGCCCCGCGGGACCCCCGCCCGCCCCGC